Messenger RNA from Botrytis fragariae, 2754 nucleotides. RefSeq lists its product as uncharacterized. The transcript has a single exon. The coding region runs from base 1 to 2754 and encodes 917 amino acids. The record is from RefSeq and is a predicted model, not a curated record. Lineage: Eukaryota; Fungi; Ascomycota; Leotiomycetes; Helotiales; Sclerotiniaceae.
AUGAAUUGGACGGGAGGGCGCCUGCAAAGGCAUUCUGGAAAAUCUGCUCGGGGCGGCGGCGGUGGUGCCUUGACCAAACGACAAAAGGAACACUUCGCAAAGGUGAAUGCCAACUUAAGAACUGGACGUCAAAAAAAUGUUACUACUGAAUGGACAAUAUUCGACAAUAUCAUAGUGGAACAAUCACACAGACAAUCGUUUGGGAAUAAUGUUGAUUCGGUGAAGAAUUCUGAGUGUAGUUUAAGACAAGGAAGAGGGAGAAAUGAAGUUGAGCGAAAACAUUUCACUGAUCUCUACAAACACAACGAUCUCACAUCAACUCCACUGUGCAGAGAUCUUCAAUAUGAGCAGAAAAACAAUCGUUCUUCGCCAUUUGAAAUCGUCCAAAGAAGUUCCAUUGCUGACGAUGAUUUGUACAAUGCUACACCUCCACCAUUGAAAAUCAAGCGCGAGUAUGCCGCAUCGUCUGAGCUUAGAGAUGAUCUGCAGAACUACGAGGCGCAAGAAGCAACAGAACAAUCUAUGGAAGAAAUUAGACGAAAUUUAUUGAAGCAGAAAGACUGGGUUGGCCUAAAUAUUCAUCAUUUGCCGAAAUUGAGAUUCAAUCAACCGAGACACGAUGAAGAUAUUGGGCGAAGAAGAAAGGUAAAGGGUGGACACAGAGCACGAUACUCUAAACUUCAGACAAGAAUCCGCUCACCAUUUGCCGCAAGAAACACUCAAAUGCGAGAGCAACAAGAAGCGGGUUACAUGGAAGGAAGACCGCCGAAAAAUGACGUUAGAAUCUCGAUUGGUGGCAGGGUUGUUCCGCCAGGCAUGAGUUCGAGUUCCCGGCCGACGAAAGUGAUCCGCCAAUCUACACCCCGCACGAAGCACCGAAUGUUGUCAUCGGAUGAUAUGUUGCUUGACGAUGAAUGUAUCGUGGAGGACCAGGAAGAUUUGAAUAGUGAUAGGUUUCUUUCUAUUUUCGAAGCAACAAUACAUGGCAAUGGAGAGGACGACACUUCGACGAGGAUAAUUCCAUCGAGCAGAGGCCCGGAGAACCACGGUACACAUGGAAACCAAGGGAAGGGUGCAAAUACAAGACGUGAACCGCUCCUUAACAUAACCAACGGGAAUGGAGCUUCAAAUAAGUUUGGGGGUAAAGAGUCACCGUUUUCUCGCACAGCCGUCAGAUCAAUUUGUGAUACUAGAAUGAAACAGCCAAUGCCCAUUCGUCCUGCACAUCAUCCGGUUCUCCGCUUAAGCUCGCCUAAGUGUAACAGUAGCGUGCUUGGGCAGAUCGGGGGCUUGAGAAGUGUGGUUUCCGAAGAUCAAUUGAUGAACAAUGAGAUGUGGAAGGCAUGGAUACCACCACCCACAGAGGGCACAGAGCACAAGAAUUAUGAUGAAGCAGGAGAAGAUGAAGAAUAUUUGAAGGAUAGGAGUGUAUCUAUAAGCCCGGGAAUAAGUGCCAUUCCAGCCUUACGUGAGAAGAUCUUUAGCAGCUCAGGAUCCAAUGACAAGGACUCUGCUGGACAAUAUGAGCAUACAGAGUCUUGGAGAGGCUGUGAAAGCUCGAUAAUACAGGAGCAGUCUACAGCAGUAUAUAAGACAGAUUUGUUUCCUUCGGACGACGUCAAAAAUAUCUCAUACAAUGGUAUGCCGCACAGUUCAGAUGUAUAUGAUCACCCUUUCUCGUCUGAUAAAUGUGAGCUUGGAAAUGAGAGAAAGACAUCCUUGGCAUCCAUACAAUAUACAAAUGAGGACGGUAUCACAAUCGAACCACAAGACAGUCGAUCGUCGCAGAGAACAUCUUCAAGCAUUCCAUGGGAUCCUCCUAGAAGCUCAAGUCCUUGUAUAACCAGUCGUUCUCACAGUAAGUUUCUCAGUAAUCCUUGGUCUGAAGCUCUUCCUGUCCAGCAGACGCCUAUCGAUAGCAGACAAAUCACCGAACUUAAGGAAGCCGCACCACAGCACGAUCAAAUCAUAAUGCGGGAUCAAACUUUCGGCAAAGUAAAAGAUUGUCCGACGCAAGGUGUUCAAAAGAAAACAGACCCAAACGAACUCUGGAUGAAGUUUGUUUUUGAUGAUAUCAGUGAAGAGGAGGACAUGGUAUUGGAAAAGACUACACCCGCAGGAUUUGAGCUCGAGGAGAAGGAACCCUCGCCCUCAUUUUCAACCUUUGUGCACAAUUCAGUCGAUUCCGAAAGUCCAUUGCAACCUAGAUAUGUUGCGCAAGCGAGUAAUCGCAAUACAUGGCAAGAUACACUUCAGAGAAACAGCAGCGCGCGUGGGGACGAAUUUGGCCCGUCUCCCUUGUACUCAACGUUCGCUUGUCAUUCCAUUAUUAAUCGCGACCCUGUAGGAGCAGCUGUCCGAAAUAAGAGUACUCCAUACCCACACGAAACAAAACACCAUCAAACUAAUAGAAAUUUGAGUUCAAAUAAUUGUGCUUCGGAAUCGGCAGUAGACUCAACAAACUCCAGAAUCCCAACUGACAGUACAUCGUCAUCUCCAAAGACGGACUCGCUUUCUAUGAUGGCUGUCUCAGGUUCUCAGAUCAAUACAUCAACAACAACGACUCAAAGAAGAUUUUUCCUAGAACCACAUCGCAAAAUUUUGUUCACAAAACCUCAGCCAUUUAUUGGAUCGAAAUCAGAUAUAAACUUCUCAUCUCCUGAUAGAAUUGUUCGUAUCGGUGGAAGAGAUGUCAAAACGCAGAUGAGCAGUGGGAAUGGCAUGAUAUUUCCAGAAGAGAUAGAGGAUGAUUAA